AUGGCUACUACUGCAACACUAAAAGUUGAUGUUAUUGCAAGAGAAACCAUCAAACCUUCUUCUCCCACUCCCACCAAUCUCAAAACCUUCAAGUUUUCGCUUCUCGAUCAAAUCACGCCGACCUUGUAUUUGCCAUUGCUUCUCUUCUACCCUACAAAAGGAGAAGAAGAAGAGAAGCAGUUGCAUAGAAUCCAGCUUCUUAAGUCAUCUUUGUCAAAAAUUCUACGCAAGUACUACCCUUUCGCUGGAAGAAUCAAAGACCAUAACUCGAUUGAUUGUAACGACGAGGGAGUUAUGUUUGUCGAGGCUCGGACAAAUUAUAAUUUGUCCAAUCUGCUGCAACAACCUGAUCUGAACCAGCUGAAGCAGUUACUUCCUAUUGAGUCCAUAUAUGAAUCCUCAUCAGGUAAUUUACUUCUUGUUCAAGUUACCUUCUUGAAAUGCGGUGGCAUGGCGAUCGCGGUGUGCCUUUCGCACAAGCUUGCCGAUGCAACCACAUUAAGUACAUUCACCAAGAAUUGGGCUUCUGCUGGUGAGGUAGUUGAUCCGGAACUAUUUGUUGGAAGCACUCUCUUUCCGCCUGUCGACCACGCGCCGCCUUCUGUUGAAAUAUUUCCAAGUGAGUGCUUGUACAGAAGAUUAAUUUUCGACGCCUCGAAAAUCACAACACUUAAGGCUGAAGCUGCUAGCACUGUUGUGCAACAACCUACGCGGGUAGAAGCCAUAACGGCCCUACUUCUGAAGUGUGCGAUGAGCGCAACGAGAUCAACCAAAGGGUCUUCGAGGCCAUCGUUGUGUAUCCAUGCCGCGAAUAUCAGGAAAAGAUAUUCACCACCAGUGUCAGAAUAUGCGAUUGGAAAUCUCAUAAGACCAAUCAUCACCCAAAUAGGUAACUCGGAGAUUGAAUUACAGAGCUUGGUAUGUCUACUAAGAGAAAAAAUAAAAGAAUUUAGCGUAACAGGGGAGGCGGAAAAAGUACUGGGGAGCGUCAACGAGGCAAAGCCGAGUUUCGGAGAAACGAACAUGGUGGACACUUAUGGUUUCAGUAGUUGGUGUCGGAUGCCAUUGUACGCAGCAGAUUUCGGGUGGGGAAAGCCGAUAUGGGUUGCACUUACUAACUCGUCUAUCCCUAAUGUUUUCAUACUGGUGGAUACCAGAGAUGGUGAUGGAAUUGAGGCUUGGGUUUACCUUAAUGAAGAAGAGAUGGCUGCAUUUGAAAGUGACCAAGAGCUGCUAAGGUUUGCUUCAGUGAACCCUAGUGUCAUCUUUUAG
Tripterygium wilfordii is the source of this 1272-nucleotide messenger RNA. Its product is annotated as stemmadenine O-acetyltransferase-like. NCBI's taxonomy places the organism in Eukaryota, Viridiplantae, Streptophyta, Magnoliopsida, Celastrales, Celastraceae. The coding region runs from base 1 to 1272 and encodes 423 amino acids. The record is from RefSeq and is a predicted model, not a curated record. The transcript has a single exon.